UUAGGUAGUUUUGCAUUGUAUUCUUGUUCGAAUUUACUGUGGUUCUCUUAAGACCAAAUUUAGAUUUUUCAUUGUUUUCUGCAUUUUGGAUAAUAAAACGGAUGUUGAGAAAGAUCCAGAUAUUGUAUAAUAGUUAAAUGUCCGGAAAUUUGGCAAAUCCGGUGGUCACUGACCUGUCACUACACAUAACCUAUACAAAUUGCAAACGAUGUGAAAGUUAUACAGAUUUUUUCAGAAUGCCACUGAAACUGGCAUGGCCCAUUUUUAUUCAAGAUUUGCGUUUGUAUCCGGCAUUUUGCUAGGUGCAGUUCUAGCAUUAUUAUUUAAGAAAUGUUACGAAUUCAAAUCUUUUACCAAUUUUGGCGUUAAACAGUAUAUAGAAAGUCGCUAUGAUAAAUGGUUUGAAAGGCAAGGUUUAAGAAGAAAGCCUAUUGGAUGGGAUCGCUUAAGGUAUACAAAUUCAAGUUUUUAUCUGGAAUCUGAAUUAUUGAAGGAGAAAAUAUCUGUGUUUUGCAUUAUAUUAGUGAAAAAUGAAGCUAACCUUAUUGCUAGUACAGAUACGUGGGCCCGAGGAUGCCAACAAAUUAUGCCCAUAUACCUCUAUAAUAGUAGCAGACCAAUGCCUAUAAAGAGGAGAAAAGAACAAGCACCAUGGUUUUUAUUGUGUAAUGUGCUAAAUGGUAUAAAACACAAUUUUGAUUGGGUGGUUGUUGUGAACUGUAACACCUUUAUCGUGAUGGAAAACUUUAGAUAUUUUGUCGCCUCUCUAACUACAAAAAAACCUUAUUACUUAGGACAUGCAGUAAAGUUGUGGACCAAUAUUUACAACACGGGGCAAGCAGGUUAUUCGUUAAAUCUUAGAGCACUGAAAAUAUUUGCCAAUAGUAUGGGAAAACAUGGUUGCAGUGCAAGUACCCAAUUGAACAAAGAAGAUUUCACAUUAGGCAAGCACUUAGGUGCAUUAAACAUAACUCCAAUUGACACAUCAGAUGAAAAAGGAUUAACUACAUUUUACCCAUAUAGCUGGUACCACAGUUUUAUUCCAGAUGAAAGUUAUUAUAAAUCAAGUGUUUUUCCUGUCAGAUGUUGCAGUAGAAAGACAAUAUCAUUCCAGGUAAUUGAUGGAUCUAGAAUGUAUACUUUUUACUAUUUAUUGUACAAACUGCAGAUAUUUUCUAGCGGUAAAUUUGGGAACAGUCCGUCUUCGAAGCUGGAACCUGAAGAUUUAGUUUGGAAACAAUUUUUGAAUCGUCAGGGCGUUCAAAGGGAGAAUGUAACUGCCCAGGAAUACUACAAUUUGUGGGAAGGCGUUGUUAACGAUCCUAGCUCCUUCGCCAGAAAUAUGAAAAAGGAACAAUUCUCUGAUUAUGACUGAAUAAUGUAUUAGCCUAGUUUUUUUUUAAACAUAUCUUAUAGUUUGGUAGUUUUUUUAUGAAAACUUUUGUUAGGA
Molecule: messenger RNA, 1450 nt
Organism: Cylas formicarius (sweet potato weevil)
Lineage: Eukaryota; Metazoa; Arthropoda; Insecta; Coleoptera; Brentidae
Product: glycoprotein-N-acetylgalactosamine 3-beta-galactosyltransferase 1-like
Exons: 4
Coding region: 254-1375 (373 amino acids)
Molecular function (GO): N-acetylgalactosaminide beta-1,3-galactosyltransferase activity
Source: RefSeq, a predicted model, not a curated record